GGGCGGGAUUGUCUUGAUCUGUUGUACCAUGGCUUCAACACUUCCGGUAUUUAUCAAAUUGACCCCGAUGGUACUGGAGAAUUUCAAGUUUUCUGCGAUCAGGAGACAGGUGGUGGGGGCUGGGUUGUCUUUCAAAGGCACAUUAAUGGAACUCACGCCUUCGAAGACAAAAACUGGGAUCAAUACAAGGAAGGAUUUGGCAACUUGUCGAGUGAGUUCUGGCUAGGUAAUGAGAAGUUGCAUCGACUAUCCUCAAUGAGGCAGCAACUUAUGGUAGAGCUUGAGGACCAUGGAGGCGAGAAAGCGCAUGCGUUGUACAACCAUUUUGCUCUUUUUUCCGAGAGCGAAAAGUACGUGCUUGAAGUUUUUACAUACUCUGGUACUGCUGGAGAUGCACUUUCCGAGCACAGUGGCAAAAAGUUUAGUACCAUUGACCGGAAUAAUGAUGGAAGCAGUAGUUUGGAUUGUGCUUCCACGUAUGGUGGAGGGUGGUGGUAUUUACAGGACUGCGUUCGCGCUUUACUGAAUGGUGUAUAUACCACUUCUCCAAAUGGAAUAGUAUGGGAGGACUGGAGAGGUGCGAAUUAUCAGCUGAAACAAUCUGCAAUGAAGUUACGGACGCGCAGAGGUUAGUAAAGCGUAUAGAAAUAAGGAUGCGCAGUCCAUGCAUGAAAACUAGUAAUUCUAAUAGAAAUUUUGUUUAAUGAUUAUCACCAGAAACUCAUAAGGGGUUGAAACGUGUAACUCUCAUAUGUUUUCUUUGUCCGGUGCUCGUGAUUAUUCGUUUUCGAAAGUACCAUAUUUGGAAAGAGAAGAAAAGAUAAUUGACCAAUCAAACUUCGUAAACGACGUGACGUAACUUUACUUCACGUUCCCGCGCCCGCUUAAAAAAAUGGCCGACAAAGGGUGGAAAAACUCCCGAAAGCCUAGUAAGCUUUCAAAGCCGUUGAAACUAGGAAGCUUACCGAAAUAAGCUGAAAUACUGAGAAGGAAACUCAAGUUUUUGUUAUCAUCAUUAUCUGUCCACUUAAGAACCUUUUUAAUAAUUGAUUUUCCUGAUGUUACAGAACGACCGUGGGAUUACUACCUAAGUUUUUCUGGAACAUUAUCUCAGGGAUUCGCUUCUGUCCCAAUCAUCUUGGAAUUUAACACCUUCACCGUUUCAUGGUGGAUGAGAGGUCUGAUGGCUGAAAGAUGGUCAGCGAUAUUUUCGCUGGUUAACUUACCACAAGCCAAAUACCUUGAGUUUUCUACGAUGAGGAAUAGACAUUGCAGAAUAACGUUAGAUACUAACGUAAGGUGAGUAAACUGCGAGAAAUGAGUCACUUACUCCUGCCACUGAUAGAGAACACCUUUGUUAUGUUUGUAGCCUGUAAACAGACGUUGUCUUAUUUUUAUAUUCAUUCUUUUCAAAAACAUCAGCGAGCUCGCGAGCGAAGCAAGGGCGCGAGAACGAGCGCAGAACGCGAGAAAGAAAAAUAAAGAACUUCCCCCACCACUACCGCCUCGCGCUGGCCGUCAAUUAAUCCCCCUGCGGUUUAUAUUUUAUCAGCCCGCGCUCGACGGGCUUUGAAGAGAAAAUAGAGGGUCUGUGAUUUGGCCAACUGCUGUUGUAUUUUUACUCAAAAGAUUUCUCACUUAACACUGUCUUCCCAAACCAUGCAUGCAAUGAAAUUCGUGUUAAAAAGUGACACUCUCAAGCUUCUCAUUCCCAUACUAGAGAAGAAAACAAACUAAAUAACAGAUGUUUUGCCUCAGAUAAUUUCCAGAAAAUCUAAUUUAGUACAGUUGUAGUUUAAAUGGAACGACCUUACUAUACAGUAUGAAUCCUUAAAUAUGUACAAGUAUUUGCUGGCGCCAUACAUGAUUUAAGAGGAGAAAAAAAAAACCUUAGAGUAAAAAACAAUUUUUCCAAGGUAUUGUCCAUUCGUGUAAGUGGGGCAAAGAAACUGAGAAUGCUUGUACUCAGUAGUGUAGGGAAGAAAAUUAUGCAGAUAAGGUUUCUUAAGUAGCCUUUCGGUUAUUUGCUUUCUUGCGCGGGAUCAAACCUUUGACAAGGAUUUCAUUUAUUUCUCAAUGGUUUGAUUGGUCCCUCCCAACAGUUACCAUGACUCAAGCCAGAGCUUUAGUGGUAACGAAUGGCAUCAUUUGGUGUUGAAAUGGGACGUUAUAUCGGGUAACUGGUCUUUCUUUGUAAACAACAAACCUGGCUUCAACGUUUUUGGUCCUCCGCGUGCCACUCCUUACCCAGGAGGCCAUCUGGUCCUCGGCCAAUCUCAGAACAGCUCCGGAGCGGUAGAGAAAGCGGAAAGCUUAAGGGCAGAUAUUAUGGAAUUCAAUAUGUGGGAUUAUAAGCUGACUGACGAAACGAUACAUGAUCUGUACACAAGCUGUAGUAUUCAGUUAGGCUCCUUGAUUGCUUGGCCAGAGGCUCAAAUACGACUGCAUGGUGAUGUUAAGAGGGUUGAAUUUGUUAGAUGCAAAAUUGAAGGUAUAUUUAUUUAUUUUAUUAAUUAAGUUAUUUAUUUAUUUGCCCUUAUCACUUCAAUGUAUCGUGAUACCAUAGUUAAAAAAAACAUACCUUAUUCUUGAAUUACACUUUAAAGAAAAGAAUAAAUACGUAGUAUGAUAAAGGUACCACUUUGGUCCUGNAUGUGGGAUUAUAAGCUGACUGACGAAACGAUACAUGAUCUGUACACAAGCUGUAGUAUUCAGUUAGGCUCCUUGAUUGCUUGGCCAGAGGCUCAAAUACGACUGCAUGGUGAUGUUAAGAGGGUUGAAUUUGUUAGAUGCAAAAUUGAAGGUAUAUUUAUUUAUUUUAUUAAUUAAGUUAUUUAUUUAUUUGCCCUUAUCACUUCAAUGUAUCGUGAUACCAUAGUUAGAAAACAACAUACCUUAUUCUUGAAUUACACUUUAAAGAAAAGAAUAAAUACGUAGUAUGAUAAAGGUACCACUUUGGUCCUGCGAAGAAAUGCUCCUUUUUUGCUAACUCAUCAGAAGAAAUUCCAUUUUGCCUCCUUAAUAAAAUAUAUAACUCAAACAACUUUUCGUGAGAAACGAUCAUGACUACAGUUUGGUAGGAUUUUGUUCGCCCGAAGCCAAGAAAGUGUUACUUAGCAUUCGUAUACACUUUCCAACUUUCAAGUUUUGUGAAGAGAUUUACAAACUAGAAUGAUUUUUUUUAUGACGUCUUCUGUUGAUCGCCGCACAACAAAAGCGUGAAAAAAGCCAUUCAUAUAAACACACAUAUUCUAAUUUUCUUUGCUGAUUUUUCUGUUAUGAUUUUUUUUAGCGACUUAUAAUUGGCCGCUAAACCGGAAAAACCACCUUGAUCUCCCUGAAAUAUUGACUUCAAGGACGAGUGCAUUUAUUCAAGGCCCCACAACAUUCUUUGACACGAGACUUAAUGUCAUCAGCAGAGGCGCACAUUCCUAUGUUAGCCUGGGAUCUUUUCAAGGAGAAUGCUUGGGCAAGAUGGACUUUUGUGCGAAUGGCCUUUCAAUCGGCUUUUGGAUGAGCUACAGAGGUACAUUAAACACCGCAAUCUUAUCAAUCUUAUUCCGAUCGAAGCGAAGUUCAUAAAUUUGUCGCGCCUUGAUCGCACAGCAAGGCAGAAACUCGAGUUGCGCGUAUAUCUAUAGAUCUCUUGGUUGUCUGCAGUUGACGCCAUCCAGUUGUGACAUAGGGUGCGUGGGGCAUUUGGUCAAGGGUCAAUUUUCACUUAUAGCAAACUCGGGGGAGCGAGUUCGAAUCCCGGCGAAGCCAUACCAUAAAAAUUUGUACAUUUUUUUCCUUUUUUUAUCAUUUUUCCUUUUCCAUGUUUCCCUUUAUUCUAUUCUCAUUGCUGAUCCUUGAAAGCUUCGCGAGGAUUUUGCGAUAAUUCAUUUCUAGUUAAUAAGUAAGGGGGUGUUUACAAGUGAAAACUCACACCUACGCGAGUUUCAUACCGGGAUGACUUCCUUUUUUCGCAUCGCGUUUACAUGAAGACAUGGUCAUUUCAUACCACGUUUAUAUGAAGGUACAUUUCAUGUCCAUAAUAUUAAAUGCUAUUUAAAAUCGCAAACAGUACGCAUGCGCUACCCGUUCCAGUCUACCGGUAGACCGAUUUCACACCGAAACGAGUGGUCCUUUCGCGUUUACAAUACCGUUGCGAAAAUUGGGUACCGUAGUGAAGUUCUCCCCCACUUUCUGGCUAGAUUAAGAGCUUGCAACCUGAUAUUGCACAUCCAUGUUGUGAUCAAUUGGCAGUUGUCAAUUCAGGGUUUCCGCUGACUAGUAUCAAAUGACCGUAUUGCAGACCAUCGAGGUUACGUGUUUUUUUGAAGUUAGUCGCUGACAAGUUACUUGCCACUCGCCUUGGCUAAAUGUAUAUAUUAAUCCCUAUAAUUUUGCCCUAUUUUUUGGAAUUUUCAGUGUAUUUCGUUUCUGAAAUUUUGGGUCUGAACGACGUGUAUCAAGAUGCCCUAACAAAUUGGCUAAAACCCUUCAUGCCAAUAAACAUACGGUGGCACAUCUGCUACAGAGCAACCGACCAUGGGUUUGGAAUGGAAAAAUUCCGUCAGAAUUGUAACCUCUAUGAUUUGGCGCCAACACUAACAAUACUGCAAGUUGGACGCUACGUGUUUGGUGGAUUUUCAGAUAAACAAUUUGCAGGUUCGUAG
Porites evermanni is the source of this 4661-nucleotide messenger RNA. Lineage: Eukaryota; Metazoa; Cnidaria; Anthozoa; Scleractinia; Poritidae. The record is from the annotation of a GenBank genome assembly.